Molecule: messenger RNA, 2419 nt
Organism: Fusarium oxysporum Fo47
Lineage: Eukaryota; Fungi; Ascomycota; Sordariomycetes; Hypocreales; Nectriaceae
Product: major facilitator superfamily domain-containing protein
Exons: 2
Coding region: 440-2188 (582 amino acids)
Biological process (GO): transmembrane transport
Molecular function (GO): transmembrane transporter activity
Source: RefSeq, a predicted model, not a curated record
CCUUAACUUCUGACUUGUCCUCUCAUCUCCAAGACUGUGCCUUGUUUCACCCUCUCAUCGACUGUACAAUUGAAUCCCUCGUUUUCUUUUAUUGAUUCUUACAUUACUAUUACUCUCGUCACUCUUUGUUCUAUUUAUUGUUCUAUUUAUUCUGUGCGCGGUUUUUCUUUUACAGCUUUCUGCUCCUAACAAAGCUACCGGAACCCACGAUCGGCUCUUCCGCUCAGUGACGCAGCUCAACAACAAACCAUUAUAAUCUUUUCCGUUCAAGCUCUUUUUAUCAACCAUCAAGCCACGGGUUUAUCUCAUCUUUCAAAUUCAAGUUGUCUCUCGUGUGUGAGCGGCAGCAUCACGUGUGUCUGAAAAUAUCCAAUUUUUGUUUGAUGUUUGUGCUAUUAAAGUUAUAAUCACCUUGUUCUUUCAAGUACCAGCUUCUGAAAUGCGCAUUUCAUGGCGUCUCGGCUCUGGGUACGUCGAGUCAGUGGAUGACUAUAUCGGCGUGUUGGUGCCACUGGAGGAAGCUCAUCUUUACAGCCAAGCGGCUAAAGCGAAGGGCGCCGGCCAUGGGGAAACGCGGGAGGAGGGUGAGAUGGAUGAUUUGGAGAUGAAAGAAGAACGCGAGGGCAUGCUUGGAGGUGACGCUGCUGAAUAUACGGUAGAUGGUCUACGCAAAGAAAUGAGAGAAGGGCGACGGGGUCAAUGGACGACAUAUGAGAUCAAAUCAAAGCUCAUGAAUAAGGCAGUCGGAGAUAUCGGUAUGGGCAGUUACAACUGGCAGUUGUUCGUUCUCUGUGGAUGUGGAUGGUUCGCCGACAACCUUUGGAUGCAGGGAGUGUCACUCUGUCUGCCAUCUCUAUCAGGAGAAUUCGGUGUCGAUGAAAAGACAGUUCGAUACACAACCAGCGCCUUGUUCGUCGGUCUAUCGAUCGGGAGUUUUUUCUGGGGAAUUGGGUCCGAUUUCCUUGGUCGUCGCAUUGCCUUCAACACUACCUUGCUUAUUACCAGUGUCUUUGGCAUCAUGUCCGCUUAUGCCCAAAGCUGGGGCAGUGUUUGCUUCUUCUUCAGUGCCCUUGGUUUCGGCGUCGGCGGCAAUCUUCCUGUUGAUGGUGCUCUCUUCCUGGAAUUUCUCCCGGAUGCUUCCAGCGCUUUGCUCACUCUGCUGUCCGUCUGGUGGCCCUUUGGACAGCUUGUCUCAUCUCUGAUUGCAUGGUACUUUAUCGGCAACUGGCCAGUUGAACAGGGUUGGCGAUACUUCAUUGUCACCAUCGGCAUUGUUACUUUCGCCAUGUUUGUUGUCCGAUUCUUCGUCUUUCAUCUCUUCGAGUCACCCAAGUUCCUUCUCAACAAGGGUCGCCAACAUGAGGCAGUGGCUGUCAUUCACGGUCUGGCAUACCGUAAUGGUACCAAGACUUGGCUUACUUCGGAGCUUCUCGACUUGGUUGCUUGUGAGGAUGGCGAGGAUCUAGCCCAUGUUGCAGAGAAGAAGAUUCCUGCUCCAUCGACUAUGGGUUUCCUCCGCGAGAAGCUCCAGUCAUUCUCUGGAGAGCGUCUGCGACCUCUAUUCCAGAAUAAGACCCUCGGCAUGGCAACUUCUUUGAUCUGGUUCUGCUGGGCAACGAUUGGCAUGGGAUAUCCCCUUUUCAAUGCCUUCCUUCCUCAAUACUUUGCUCGUGCACAUAACGAAGCAUCGGAUAACAUGCAGUCCGAAACAGACACCAUCUCAUCGGACACAUACCGCAACUACGCCAUCGCCUCUGUCAUGGGUGUCCCUGGUUCUCUUCUCGCUGCAUACCUCGUUGAUCACCCGUCCCCCUUCCUCGGUCGUCGAGGAACGCUUGCUAGUUCCACCCUCCUCUCCGCGGUGUUCCUUUUCCUCUUUGUCUUCUACGGCACUACAUCAACUGCCCAACUUCUAAUGUCUUGUGUUGAGGCUUUCGCCCAAAACAUCAUGUACGGUGUUCUGUACGCCUUCACGCCUGAGAUAUUCCCUGCUCCUGUUCGAGGCGCUGGUACCGGCGUGGCCAGCUUCCUGAACCGCAUUACUGGCCUUAUGGCACCCAUCAUUGCCGCCACCGUUCCUGGCGAUGGUGCUACUACACCUAUUAUCAUGUCUGCAGUCCUUAUUUUGUCGGCUUUUAUUGGCAUUUGUCUCAUCCCCAUCGAGACAAGAGGUGCUUCACGACUUUGAGCCCUCAACUUCCAAUUAAGUGCGGUCCCGCAAGCAUAAUAGGCACCGCAUAACCUUUCUAGUUACAAUACACGCAUACUAACGACCUGGAGUCAGAGUGGUCUUGGGUAUAACUUGCAUUUCUGAUGUCAUUUAUAACGGGGUUUGGCAGUGCUUUGUAUUUCGUGCUAUUCAUAAAGUUGUUUGCAUAGAGCACAGAUUAACUAGUGAUUAUUAAAAAUGUACAAUAGA